Messenger RNA from Striga asiatica, 357 nucleotides. The record is from the annotation of a GenBank genome assembly. Lineage: Eukaryota; Viridiplantae; Streptophyta; Magnoliopsida; Lamiales; Orobanchaceae.
AUGAUUCCCUUUCCCGAGAACCUCAGCAGAGGCCCUCAGCAGGUCCUCCAGGUCAAAGCUAUACGAGCACCCCUCAAAAAACACGAGUUUGUUCUUCUCACCUCCCUGCACCCCACUCCCAAAGUCAUCCGAUUUCAAGUUAUUCACCCCCACGCUUGCAUUCUUAGCUAUGAUCACUGUGGAAAAGCAGACGCGGGGGAGCAAGAAUUCAAAGGGGCCCCACAUAGACGCUCGUUCCCUGCAAACGAUGAAGCCGGGAAGUUUCUAAGGGAAUCCGGGAUCGCGCCACUCAAGGAGUUACAGCUCAAGUUGAAGACUUUAACUCUAUGGAGGUCCAGAUUCGGUAUAUUCCCGUGA